AUGUUCCACCAUUUAUGUGGUGUAUUUGCGAUCAUAGUCUGCUUAUUCAAUACCUGCCAUUUAUCAAGUGCUAAUGUUGAUGGUACUUUUGCUGCAUGUAGAAACAUACCCAUACCUCUCAAUUACACUUCAACACCAUUACCGGCAGCAAACGGUACUCCAGUUGAUACACUGGAAAUGCGAAACGAUGGUAAUUGGACUUGCCAAGUAGGCGUUGGCAAUGUCACUGUUGAUGUCAAUGUCCGAUAUUUUAUAUUAAUCAAAUUGUCAAGUGCUACUUGUCACGAAGCAAAGUUUACUGAAUAUGUUUUUACUGGUUUUCCCGAUCCAACUGGAAAUAUAGUUGCAAAGAUUUUCAAUUUAACUGUUGAUGUAAGCGAUCCAACUCAACUUCGUCAACUUAAUGUACCGCAAGAAUUCACUAAUUAUAUUACUGUUGAAGGUAAAGCGGAUGUUACACCUGCAAAUAGCACAAUUACUUUUGAUUCAGAGAAGCAUGGUAAUAAUUGUGGAUCAAUCCCAUUUGAAAAUGUAAUAAUUACAGUAUAUACAUACAUACCUACCAAUAUUUUAUCUGUCAUUAAAAAGAAAUAA
Adineta steineri is the source of this 594-nucleotide messenger RNA. NCBI's taxonomy places the organism in Eukaryota, Metazoa, Rotifera, Eurotatoria, Adinetida, Adinetidae. The record is from the annotation of a GenBank genome assembly.